AAUCAUUGGACCAGCGCUUUGUUUGGACCACUUAGGUUUCUCUAAAACCAACAGUCAUAAAAAUAGUCCGUUAUAACAAGACGCUAGCUAUUUGACCCCGCACCCGGCCCCUCAACCUUCAGUGCCGCCGCAGGCUUCGUUGAGGCAGGACGUACGUCGGUGUGUUUCACGAGCUCCCGAUGUAAAAUUAAUGCGACAUUCUUAACCAUCAUGGCGAAGCGAGGCCACUAUUAUAAGUGGAAUGAAGGCAGCAUGAAAUUAGCAUUGUUGGCUUUGAGUAAGAAAGAAGCUGGUUUGAAUGAAGCUAGCAGGAUAUUUGGUGUGCCUAAAGCAACGUUAAAAAGAAGAUUUGACAGCAAGAAUGUGAAAGCUAAAGGGGAAAAGCAGAUUGUAGGCUCCGAAGGAGAUCUCACACCCGAUUUGGAAAAAAAGUUAGUAAAUCAUAUUUUGGAGAUGGAACGUUGUUUAUACGGCAUCAUACCAACUGACGUCAGAAGUUUGGCUUUUAAAAUAGCAGAGAAAAAUGGUUUGAAGCACAGAUUUAAUAAAGAAAAAGAAAUGGCCGGUAAAAAAUGGUAUUAUGGAUUUCUAAAGCGUCAUCCUGAAAUAAGUCUGAGACAACCAAGAGCAACUUCGUUUAAUAGAGCUACAGCCUUUAAUAAACCAACAGUGAAUGACUUUUUUGAAAAGUUAGAACGAGUUAUGGACGAACAUGGUAUAAACGAUCCAAGAAAUAUUUUUAACGUAGAUGAGACAGGCCUCUCUACGGUUCAAAGAAAACCCAGAAAAAUACUGGCGCAGAGAGGGAAACAUCAAGUUGGGGCUAUUACGAGUGGUGAACGUGGCACCACUACAACAGCUGUAUGUUGUGCAAGCGCAUCUGGGAAUUUUAUUCCUCCACUCAUCAUUUUCAAACGGAAACGUGCUAAAGAUGAGCUACAAGAUGGUGCACCGCCGGGCUCAAUAUUCGCAUUUAAUCCUGACAGUGGUUAUAUAAACAAAGAAAUUUUCUUUGUCUGGAUUCAGCACUUUGUGGAAACUGUAAAGCCAUCUCCUGAAAAGAAGGUCCUUUUGAUACUUGAUGGGCACACAAGCCACACAAAAAACCUAGAAGCUAUUGAAUAUGCGAAAAACCACAAUGUUGUGCUACUAUCACUUCCCGCACACACUUCAAAUAAACUUCAACCACUUGACACAUCUUUCUUCAGACCAUUGAGCUAUUAUUUUAUAGAUGAGACGGAAAAAUGGUUGCGCAGUAACCCUGGGCGAUGCGUUACAGCAUUUCAGAUCUCGAUGCUUUUUGGAAGAGCUUAUGCCCGAGCAGCAUCUGUAGGAAAUGCUGUAAGUGGAUUUGAGAAAUGUGGUAUUUGGCCACUAAACAAAGACAUUUUCCAAGACUACGAGUUCAUCACAACAACGGACGACCACAAUAAUGAAGUUCAAAGUAAUGACGAGAACAUGGAUGUAGAUCCCUUCUAUUUGAUACCAGAUGCUACAAGAACAACAAAUACCAUCAGGCUUAUGGAGCAAAAUCCAGGACCAAGUCAAAACCAUCCAGAUUUAAGUCAUAGCUCUGAAUCUCAUUCACAAAAUGCUCUGCAGCUUAUCGCGUCUGAUGUUCAUUCAGCUGAACAUACUGCACAUGAUCGAAACAAUCAAUCAAUUCUAAGCACUAGCUCCGAAGUACCAAUAACAGGUGAAUCUUUAGGUGCAAAUAAAGCUAUUCAAGGAUUGAGACAAGUAAGACGGCGACAAAUUCAAUGUUCUCUGGAGGAACAAACUUGUCCUGAUAUGGGCACUAGCUCUGAAAAUCAAACAGAAAAUGAACUUCAGCCACUUGUAUCAGCUACCCAUUCAGAUUCAGAAAUUCAUGCUCUUACUGAUCAGUCAGUUUCAACAGCUACUACCAGCAGACCAGAACCCAGCAAACAACCAGGUCCAAGCACUAGUUCCGAUUUCCAAAUAGCUAGUAUAUCUCCAUGUGCAAAGAAGGUUAUUCAAGAGCUAAGAAAAAGAAGCCGUAAACCCCAACGUGCGUUAGAACUAACGUCAUCUCCAUACAAAAGGGAAUUAGAAGCAGCCAAAAAUAAAGCUAAAUCAAAAGCAACGAAUUUUAAACAAAAAACUAAAAAAGUUAAAGCUGUUAAAGACGUUCCACAAGAAGAGUUGGAAAAGUGGUUUUGUAAGAUUUGUGUUUUAUGCUCGAUUGAAGACAUGAUACAAUGUCUAGUAUGUAAAUGUUGGGUGCAUGAAGAGUGUGCUUGUGUAAAAAAGGGGAUAAAGAAAUAUUUUUGUCCAUCAUGUCGCUGA
This is a messenger RNA of Maniola jurtina (meadow brown), 2310 nucleotides long. RefSeq lists its product as uncharacterized. Gene Ontology annotation, molecular function: DNA binding. Bases 211 to 2310 code for a protein of 699 amino acids. The record is from RefSeq and is a predicted model, not a curated record. Gene Ontology annotation, cellular component: nucleus. NCBI's taxonomy places the organism in Eukaryota, Metazoa, Arthropoda, Insecta, Lepidoptera, Nymphalidae. The transcript has 2 exons.